This is a messenger RNA of Episyrphus balteatus (marmalade hoverfly), 3222 nucleotides long. It is a transcript of the gene Rel, whose product is annotated as nuclear factor NF-kappa-B p110 subunit. The record is from RefSeq and is a predicted model, not a curated record. Gene Ontology annotation, cellular component: cytoplasm. Bases 311 to 3079 code for a protein of 922 amino acids. Gene Ontology annotation, biological process: regulation of DNA-templated transcription; canonical NF-kappaB signal transduction; non-canonical NF-kappaB signal transduction. Lineage: Eukaryota; Metazoa; Arthropoda; Insecta; Diptera; Syrphidae. The transcript is spliced from 2 exons. Gene Ontology annotation, molecular function: protein binding; DNA binding; DNA-binding transcription factor activity.
UAUUUUCAUUUGAAAACCAACAAGCGCACAAGGCGUAAUCGUGUUGUCGCAGUUAACAAUUGCAUUUAGUACAACAUUAACUAUCUUCGAUGAGAGUUGUAUUAUUAUAGAACGAACGAAAAAAUAUAAAUAAUAAUAUAUAAUCGUUUCGUAUAGAUGAAAAAUAGAAAUAAAUUGAUUUUAAAGCGAAUAGAGAGAAAAAAAACAUUAAACAAGAUUAUACCGUGUGUGUUAACAACUCACGUGAGAGGUUGUUUUUUUUUCAAGUGAGAAAUAUAUUAAAAAGUGAACAUAAUUAUCCAAAAGCAUCAUGCAUAACGAAAUCUAUGACAUGGAUAAAAAAUUGUGUUUUAGUGAUUGUUCCAAUUCAAUGUCUGUCCCCUCACCCUGUUCCUCACAAUCUUCAAUGUCAUCUUCGACAUCAGGAUAUUCCAGUGCCAAUAAUUUACCCCUAAUGAAUUUCCCCAGAUACGACAUUAAUAACGGUGACAUAAACAUGACAUUUAUGCCGACAACACAAAACUAUGAUACACAUACAUCACAUUUUAUCCAGCAGAGGGCGCCAGUUAUUGGUGCCGCAGAUCCUUCAGAUGUCAACUGUCUUAUCGAUGGCAAACAAACAAUCGCCUACACAUCUCAAUUGAUUUUGCAUGAAGAACCCACAGAGAAAUUCCGUUUCCGGUACAAAUCGGAAAUGCACGGCACGCAUGGCUCCCUCAAUGGGCAGCGUUCAGAGAAAAACAAAAAAACUUUUCCCGAGGUCGAAUUGAAAAAUUUCACCGGCCAAGGUGUCAUUCGAUGCAGUUUGUAUCAGACAAAUCUCGAUAAACCUUCACCGCAUUCUCAUCAAUUGGUUGUACGAAAAGAGGACAUGGAUGAGUGUGAUCCUCAUGAUGUUUAUGUGUCGCCGGAAAAAGGUUAUAUUGCAAGAUUUGAGAAUAUGGGAAUUAUACAUACGGCAAAGAAAAAUAUUUGCGAUGCACUUUAUGCAAAGAAAAAACAAAAAAUGAAAUUCGAAAUGGGCAUUACAGAGCUAUCGCAGCGCCAAGAGAAGACGUUGCGGGAUGAGGCGGAACGUGAGGGCAAACAUAUGAACUUGAAUCAGGUGCGUUUAUGUUUUGAAGCUUACAAAAUAGUCGAAGGUGGCUGGAUGAAAAUAUGCGAACCAAUUUAUUCCCGCCCGAUAAACAAUCGCAAAAGUGCCCUAACAGGUGAAUUGAAAAUCUGUCGGCUAAGUAGUGUGGCUGGUAGUGCUGCCGGUGGCGAAGACAUCAUUCUUCUAGUGGAAAAAGUUAGCAAGAAAAACAUACAAGUUCGAUUCUUUGAAAUGCGUGAUGAUGAUUUAGUUUGGGAGGCAUUUGGUGAUUUCUCCGAUGCCGAUGUACAUCAUCAAUAUGCCAUAACUGUGAGAACUCCAGCUUAUAAAAAUAAAGACAUCGAUAAAAGUAUUGAUGUUUCAAUUGAAUUGGUCAGAAAGAGUGACGAUGAACGUAGUACGCCAGUUGAUUUUCGUUACAAACCACGAGAGAUAGUACUUUCGAGGAAGCGAAGACGUACAUCAUAUUCGACUUCGACAACAUCAAGUGCUGUAAGCUCUUCGGAGCUUCCCGAAUCAGUUGUCACUGGAAUGCAUCCUCUGGCGCAGCACUCACCUCAGACCAUAAGUCAAGAGUAUAAUAAGAGUGAAGAGUUAAAUGCUCUUUUGGAACCAAGUUCCUAUCACAUUCAAUUCCAGAGUUAUAUGCAAAAAGUCACAACUGACUCGGCUGAACUCGCUCAAAAUAUCAAUCCAGAGCUAUUCAAUGACUUGUGUAAUUUAAUUGGACCCGAUGGUGAGCUUCAGACAGAUGGUGAAGCACCAACUACAAGGCCAAGAACAAGAUUUUUAGACCAAACUGCAUCAUUGAUUCCAACAAAGUCAACAUCCUCACCUCAUCCAGCAAUGAGACAUCUGUUAUCAGCCAUUAGGGACAAUACAUUGGAAAAGGACAAACUAGUAGAAAAAGUUCGAGGGAUAUUUGAAGAUUAUUCGGCCGAUGUUGACAGUGGUGAUACAAUAAUUCAUGACAUGGUUAAGAAUGGCCAACCAAAUGAUGCCAUAAUACUUUUUAAGGUUCUGUCUAAGCUCAACUUGACCGAAUUAUUAUCGCAGACAAAUAAUCUCGGACAAACUCCAUUGCAUGCAGCGUGUAUAUACGACCAGCCAAUGUUUAUCAGACCUCUGUUGGGACUCAAGUGCGAUCCGAAUAUUCAAGAUUCCGAAGGCAAUACAGCCUUGCAUAUAGCAAUAGUUGAAAACCUUAAAGAAUGUUUGGAAGGUUUUGCAUCAUUUAUAUCAUCAUCACCAGAUGGCGUUAAAUUUAAUGCCAAUUUGGCCAAUGACAAUGGAUUUACUCCUCUUCAUUCUGCUGUCAGACAUGGCAAUAUUAAUUUCAUUGAGAUUCUCUUGACAAAAUGUAAUGCUUCAGCGAAAAUUGCAAGUUCUCGUGAUGGCAAUAAUGCUCUUCACUUGGCCGUUCAACAUCAGAAUCCUCAAAUGGUCAAGUGUCUGCUGACCCAUGGACAGAUUCAAGUAAAUGCUAAAAAUCGUUCUGGACAUACAGCCAUCGAUUUGGCCAAAACAUUAGAUGGCAAUGUGAAAAAAGAAAUUCUGGAUUUGUUGGCGACGAAAUUGCCUGCAGCAAAUAACAACAAUGCCAACAAUAGUGUUGAAACACAAACAGCUGAUGUUAUUAAAGACGAACCAGAAGAUGACAAUGACAGUUCGACGGAAGAAGAUGAUUCACUGAGUUCGGAAAUUGAUGAACGCAAUGAGGAAAUACAAUUGAAACGUUUGUUGCAAGAUGAGGCGAAUUGCCGUCGUUUGGGCGAAUUGCUAGAUGUUGAUAAUAAAUGGAAGAAACUUGGCAGCGAAUUGAAAUUGGAUCAUUUGUUGUUUUUAUGGACCAAUGGAGAAGCUAUGUUAAAGUUUCUUGUGGCUACUGAUGAUAUGAGUGUGAUGAAAAUUUUAAAUGCAUUGCAUGCAAUCGAUCCGGAAGUUGGGAGUAAAGCAACGGCCAUGUUGAAAACUCAAUUUUAAUUGAUUUUUUUUUGUUUAUUUGUUAACAGUUUUUUAAAUUAAUAUAAAAAUAUUUUAUUCCGAUUUAAGAUUUAAGUUUGUAAAUAUGUAGUUUUAAGAUGAACAAAAAAAAAAUAUGUACCUAUCUAUUCCAAAAUAUAUAA